This is a messenger RNA of Zonotrichia albicollis (white-throated sparrow), 16577 nucleotides long. Lineage: Eukaryota; Metazoa; Chordata; Aves; Passeriformes; Passerellidae. The record is from RefSeq and is a predicted model, not a curated record.
GCCCCACUGUGGUCCCUUCCAGCCUGACCCAUCCUAGGAUUUUGUGAUUCUGUGAGUGCAGGUGUUCUCAUAAUCUGUGUUAAAAUCCUAACUUAGAAGCCACUUAUAAACUCAGUGUUAAAUUCUUGGUGUGUUGUACAGAAAGUGAGGAAUGAGGGGAAGUCUCCAGAGCACAAAAGCUUUAGCUUGCAGUCUCCAGUGAGACAGGAGGAACACCUUUCUUCUCAAAAAAGGUGUAACAGGAUCAGAAAACGUGAUACUAUAUACAUUUCUGUGGUGGUCUGAGCUUGUCUAAAGGAUAUUAUUGGUGUGCAUAUCCAUCUUGCAUGUGAAGGUAAGGACUUUCUAGAAGGGCUAAAGCAAGCUGCUCAUUGGGGAGUUAGUGCUGAAAAUGAAAUUUGGGUGGUGGAUCUCAUCCCUAGCUGUGGUUUCUGGAUUGUUAUCACCUCCCUUUUUUCUGUUGGUUCCCCAUGUUUUUUGAGGGAGGGGAACAAUUUGCAAUGGAGGCACGCUGAGGUGCUCAACCUCCACUACCAGAAGGCUCAUUUUUGCUUUCUGUUAAGGACAGGAGUUGAGUGCUCCUUCACGUGCAACAGGCCCCGGUGUCCUGUGAAACACACGGGCCCAGGAGAAAGGCCUGACCUGUGCCUCAGCUGGUGUCUGCUGGCGUCAGACCAGCCCCACGUGCUCAGAGCAGCUGAGGGAGCCUGUCUCUGUGUGCAGAGCUAAGCUGUUUGCCUCAAGGGCAGCCUCAGCCAGGCUGAAGGACUUAGGAUGAGAUGGAUGCUUCUGUACUUCCCAUGUAGUUUUUUUAAAUGUUUCCAUCAGUCUACUGCUAUAGCCUUGAGAAAGAGGAGGGAAGCCUUCCCUGAUGACUCCAGGGGUAUGUGUAUCCUUUAACAGCCCCAGGAAGAGAAUGCUGGCUUCCCAUAGUAAGGGUUUCCUGGAGGGAGAAGCUGAUCAGCUUCCCAGGGUCACCAAGUCCUCUGGCACUUCUGCUUUGUUAGGAUGAGUGUGCCAGGGACACCGAGGCUCGGAUGGUCUCUGUUACAGCCCCAAUUCUACAACUGGGGAGAGGCAGCAUAAUUCUGCUUUACUGCCUUCCCCUGUUUGAAGGCUCAGCCCAGAGGAUUUGUUUAUCAGCUCUUCCACAUGCCACAUUUCAGCACGAAAAUUCAGAGUGUUACAAUGCCAGCGAGAAUGACGUUUAAUUUUAGCAGACACCUCCUUGCUGUGUGUGGGAAGAUGGGCUUUGCUGGGCGCUGAAGCGCACAAUAAGGCUGUUAUCGAACAUUCCCAUGCUGGUGGGAAUUAGAAGCAGCACAGUUUUAAAAAUCAGCAAAGCUGUGCUCACUUUAAACCAGUCUGCUUUCCAAGUCUUCACAUGGGGCAUUUUGCAUUUGCUGUCCCAAGAGACAAAUGGAAGACUGAGGGUCAUAUUUUCUCUGGAGCCCCAUCAGUUAAUAUCUGCUGAGCCCCUGACUGGGAAUGCUUAUUCCACCAAGUGUGUCAGAUUUGCUGCCCUGUUUUGCAGUAACUCGUGCAGUGCCUGAAGCAAUGCAUAAAACCAGGGCUGGAUACACCAGUGACCAAGCAAAAAAAGGCUCAGUUCCUUGGGAAAGAAGGACUUUUUGGAUCACCUCUACAGAGAGGGAGAGGAAGGGAAAGGAAGGGAAGAACAGCGCGUGAAGGAGCUGUGCAAGAGCGGGUGCAGAGGAGGAUGAGUCACCUCCAGGCUUCAGCUUGGGUGGCAAGGGAAGCGCUUCCACCUCCAAAACACCUCCUCCCCUUGCUUUUUCACUGCCUUGCUGAGCUCAGGUUCUGCAGUGACCCCCAGAUCUGGGCUCAGAGAAGGACAGUGGCAGUGCCCCAGCAUGGGAAGGUCAGGGCAGGAAAGCACAGCACCUCCUGUGGGGAUGUCACAGCCCUGUGCCAUCAGCAGCUGGCAGAGGACUGGCCACGGGGCUCUGGGUAAGUCUGACUCCCUCAUGUUUUAUGUAGUCACUUAGCACUCAGCACUGGGGGAGGCAGCACCAGCAAAUCAAAGCAUCUCCAGGUCUUUACACUCACUUUGCUUGCUUGAUGUCCCACACAGAGAAAUUACCUCAGAGCCCUCAGCCAAGAGCUUCACAGCUGCAUAUUGCAAGUGCUGCCUCAAUACCCAGCACUGGGGCAGCAAAAGGGAUAUCUCCCCUUAUUUGAAAAAUGACACUCAGGCAUAAAGUCUCAGCUAAUUGUCUGGGCUCUUCUGGGUGCUUUAUUUUGUCAGUACAAAAUCAAAGCAGUGCUAACUGGUGAUUCAUGGCAAAGCUGACAGGCACAGUGACUCAACUCCCAAUAACACUGGUUUGUCUCCAGAGUCUCUGGGGUUGCUGAAGACAUCCAACUUUCAGGUGGGUAAAUUUAGGUGAGAAGAAUCAUAUCCCAGGAAGCAAUUUCUGCUGCCAUCUCUUGCCUUCCUCUGCAAACAUCUCCAGCGAGAGGUGUGCGGUGACUUGUGUAAAAUGUUCUCUUCACAAUGAAGCAGCAGCUCUGAAAUGAAUAUUAUGAAAUGUCAGUGGCUCUGCCCAUGGACCGAUGGCCAGCUUGUAAGAGAGUAAUUAUUUGACCUGGACUGGGGGAUGUCAGGCGUAGAAAACCACAGUCUGAAUGCUCAGCUUGUUUUUACCCACAGAAAUUCACUUAGAGACAGAUCUCAGGGGUUACUCUGAAAUCCACAGAAAAGUUUCUGUACAAGCAGAAAAUUUGCCUAUCAGAGCAAAGCAGAGUGAUCAGGUGGCCAAAUCAAUAUGAAAACUAGCCAAACCAAAACAACCUCCCCCCCAACAUGCUAUAAACAGCACCAUUGUUUUGGAAAUACCCACCUCUUAUUACUUUAGAAUAAAAAGUAUUUCUCUGAUAGCAUUAAUCCUUCAUGCAUAGGUGAAGUACUUUUUCCAGACCACUAACACCAAUGAAGAUGUCAGAUAUGCUAUGCUAUCAAAACAAAUGCACAAACACAGUAGAUGUAAAUCUUUAUUCCUAAAUUUCUAUUUAUUCCUAACUUGAAACCAGCUGGCUGGGUGUCUGUUCAGUAAAUCCCAAUCUAAACAAUAUUACACAAGAGAUCAGUCCAUGGGUUUUAAAGAGAGCUGGAGAAAAUUGCUAAUAUUCAUAAAUAUUAAAUCAGUUGCUUAUUAAGUGUUUUCUCUUAUUAAACUGCUGAAAAGUUGCUUAUUUGAACUUGUUCUGCCAUUGACAGAAAGUUGUCUUCAGAAGCUGAUAUUAAAUACAUAGAAAUGUCUUUACAAUCAUGGUGCAGGUUUGUACUCAUGGUACUCUUGUGUCACUGACAUAAUGUAGAGUUUUCCAAAUGUGCAGCACAUUACAGGCCUCUAGUGGUAGAAAUGGAAAAAAAAAAAAACAAACUAGCUUAGGAUCCAUCUUAACUGUAACAGUUCCUGAUGGUACUAAAUUCCAGUCUUAACAAAUUAUGUAAUGCUUUCUGUUUAUAGAUUUGGCCUUGUAAUUUGCUCACCUGAGGGAAAUGGAAAUUCAGCAGAGAUCAGAGAUGUCAGUGACAAUUCUCUGUUAAUUUGAAAGAAAAAAAACCCGAGAAAGUAAACCAAGUUUAAAAAAAAAUAAAAAGAAAAGCACAUGGUGCACGGCCCUAGUCUUGCUCAAUUAAUUAAUUAAUUGCAGUAGCCAAAAGAGGUAGAAUGCUGCGAGUCUGGCAGGUUACAAUCAUGCCACACCACACCUGCCUGGGCUCCAGACUUACCACCCUUUUUUCUGCCAGGUCUGCAUGGGCACAGGACUCUGCCAGUCCAUCUCAAAGCCUGGCUGCUAUCACCUCCCUGUCAGAUUCAGGUGAGAGGUGUCCAGGAGCAUCCUCCUUUCAGCCCUUGCAAAAGGAGCAUAUCCUCCUGCCAGGGUUGAUCUCGCAGCAUUUAACGUUUGAUUUACUCAGCACAAAUUUAUUUAUCUAGCACAAAGCACAAGGCAGUGACUAAGCAAUCACCACAGGGUUGUUUGGUGAUUUGGUUUUGGUUUUCUGGGUUUUGUUUUGUUUUGUUUGUUUUAAUUGCAAAUUUUCACUAAGAUUACUAAUAAUAUUCUCAAACUCUUAAUUUCUGAGAUAAAUAUGCAAACUUAUACUACUCAAAACUCUCGGCAUUUUAUAUGUUUUUAAGGGAGUUAACACUGUGGAGAGGAGUACUAUAUGUAAAAAAACAGAAAGGUGAGAAGUGACAGAAGUGAUUGAAGGUUUUUUUCCCCCUGGGUAUUCUUUAUAGGAAAAUGGGGUUUGGUCACUGGUUACUGCAUUUUGAUGGAGAAGUAGGCAAAUCUGAAAGGCUUCAGAAGAGAUCAAAUGAAAUGCUGUAUACCUGGGGACUAAAGAGCUGUGGAGGAAAAGCUUAAGGUCAUAAAAAUCUCUGUAUGAACAAAGACCAUGGAAGAAAUUAUGGCAGAAGAGGGUGAAAUUCUGUUGAGGGUGGCAUUCAAAUCAGAACAUCCAUAUUUGGCAGUGAAUGCAUUCCUUUAAGCAUCAUCUUGGGCUUAAACAUCUUUAGGCCCUCUCUUGGAUCUAUGGAAGGGACUUGGAUCUAUGGAAGGUCUCUUGGAUCUAUAGAAGGUCUACUGGAAAGUGUCCCUGCCAAUGGCAGGGGUGUUGGAACUCGGUGAUCUUUAAGCUGCCUUCCAACCCAGGCUAUUCUAUGAUUUACACUCGCCAGUCCUGUCCAGGGAAUAUGUGAGUUGAACCACUUUGGUACAAAUAGUGCCAACAUUUCUCAAACAUUCCCUCUCAUGACCCACAGUGAAAAAAUCUUUAAUUUAGCACCAAAGUCCAGUUGCAGGGCAUCCUGAGUGACAUCUCACAGCAGUUCUGCAGCUUCCUCAGGAGAGGAAAAGAGGGGCAGGCUCUGAUCUCUGCUCUGUGUGACCAGGGACAGGACCCAGGGAAUGGUUGGAGCUGGGUCAGGGCAGGGUCAGGGUGGUUAUCAGGGAAAUUUUCUUCUCCCAGAGAGUGCUGGAACACUGAACAGGCUCCCCAGGGAUGGUCACAGCCCCAAGGCUGCCAGAGCUCCAGGAGCAUUUGGACAAUGCUCUCAGGGAUGCACAAGGUGGGAUUGUUGGGGUGUUUGUACAGGGCCAAGAGCUGGACCCAAUGAUCCUAGAAUCAAGAGAGUCUACGAUCCUAUUGCUAAAUCAACUCUUAGAACAGAUUUCUUGCCGCUAUUAAAUGUUCUCAAGUAUAGAAGAAGAGACUGUGAUGCCUGAAACAUGGCUAAAGACUCAUGGCUACAUGGUAAAAAAAAAAAAACAAAAUCAGGUAAUAAAAUAACUGGCAUAAGUCCCUACUCCACAGCAGAGGUGAUUUCCUCAUAGUGCUGAAGGGUGGGUUAUUCUAUUAAUUUAGGGCCACAGCUGGUCUGUCCUCUCUAUGAGAAAAGGCUGCCAUUCAUGGGGUGGAGACCUUGCUGCCCCCCUCCCACAGUGGUGAAGGAGUGUCACCUGCUCCCCAGGACACCACUGUGAGCUCUCAAAUGUGACAUGAGGCCCUUCUCUCAUCGCCUCUUAGUGCUGGCAGCUGGUUUUUGGCUAAGACAUUGCUCCUGCGGAAGGGGCUGGGCAGGUGAGGCCAUGAAAUCCUGAAGUGAACACUUUUGUAAGCAGAUGGAAGGGAUCUGUUGGUGACUUGUGUGGAGGGCAAUUCUGGCACUGCACAAACCAGCGUGGUGACUGCCUGUGCUGGCAUUCAGCAGAGUCCUAAAUGCGUGCCUUUGGAGAUGCUUUUCCAAGGGGCAGCUGGAAGCCUCCAAAUAUCUCUAUCUUUCUUACCUAGUUAGCACAGAGACGGAACUAUCAGCCUGGAGCUCAGCAAAUUAUCCUAAUUUCAGUGCACAAUCUCUGAAGUCUUAAAGAAACCCAUGAGCCAUGUAAACAUACUUUUGCAAAAGGAGGCCCCUUUUUCUUCUGUCUGCUUUCUUUAUAUCAUUAGUUUGGGCCUUGCUAGCUACAGUCAUUAUAUUAUAUUCUAAUUGUCUAAAUCUCCUGACAGAAAGUCAUUAAAAGGCUUCCUUCAUCUGCUCUGACAGAUGAAGACAAAUUGUACACUCUCCAUUUUUUUAACAGAGUGUGUGACCUGCAUACUCAGAAGCAGGUUUCUUUCCAAGGUAAGUGCCUGCUCUGUACUCCAUCGUGUCUCCUGCGGCAGAGGUCAGUGGUUUCCUCUCAGAGGGGUGGUUUGUUGCCUUCAAGCUAGGAGAAUCCUCUACCAUUGUGUUUUUCCCACACUGGUGUGUAGAAGACUGUGUCUCAAAGCACUGUGCGGCAAGAAGGACUAACCCACAAACCAAAGCAGCAUGUACAACCAAUCCCAAAUGGAUCAGUUCCAAACUUCUCACAGUGGUCAAGAUAAAAAGGAAGGAUGAAGUCUGUUGAAGUACCUUGAGCUAGCCCACAUCAUCCCUCAGGAUUUGGCCUGUAGCCUGACAAGACUAGUGCCUGUAGGCCAGGUUAACUUUCCCUAGAACUUCAUGCAGUUGCAGGAGAAUAGAAAGCAGGAGGAAAGGAAAUUCCUGUGUGCUACUCUGGCUCAUUUGUUGCCACCUUUACCAGGACUAUACUUGCCAGCAGCAGCGAUGAUAUUUACAGUUCUUGUCAUGAACAGAUUACCUUUCUGUAAGGAUUCCUAAGAACAAAACAGUAAUUAAACCUCAUAAUGCCUUGGGGAGUUGCAAAGGAGUCAUGUUACUUUUAUAAUGCAGCUCUGCAGCUGUUUGACUGUGUAUGGCACUUCUAUUAUUGACUGAUUCACCACAGGCCCAAGGAAUCUGAACUGGAGGAGUCCCAACCACAUUCUUUUUCUGCAAUAAAUUGCAGAAGACUGGCAGUUUUUUCUCCAGUCAAUCACCCACACUGUUUUCAGAGAAUCCCAAAAUGGUUUGGGUUAGAAGGAACCUUAAAGAUCAUGCAGUUCCAACCCCCUGCCUUGGGCAGGGACACCUUCCACUAUACCAGGUUGCUCAGAGCCCAAUCCAACCUGGCCUUGAACAGAGUGAUCAUGACUUUGACAGCAAUACAUAAAAUCCAUUCAAAGUCCUGCCCAGUAGAGAUGUUUCCAUUUUUUCCUGUGUGGAGGAGUUUGUUGCCUCAGUAAGGAUUUUAUGUCACUGUCUUUUGUCAUGAGUUACUUUAACUUAAGGUGAAAUUUUCUAUUUUACACACAGAUAGAGAUUUAGGAUGGAUCACAACAAAACUGAAUCUUUUUUUGCUAUUGUAAAUAUAAGGAAAUUUCAGGAAGGUGUCUGCUGUUCUCCACAGAGUAACUGCUUUAGAGGACAGAGAUCAAAACAAUCUGUGCUGCCUAUUGGCUCCAAAAUUCACCAUUGGAAGUUGGAAAGUUGAACUGCUCAUUUUCUGGCUCCUAUAAAUAUCUGUUCUAUUUGGCUUCCAGAUCACCGGGAGCAUCUGUACCAGAUCAUUAGAGGAGGAAAGAGGAUUUUGCAUCCUCAAUUUUUAUUGCUGCCAUAAAUACUUUGGUAGUCAUCGCAUAGGGAAUCAGACUCUGCAGAGCCUGCAAUCUGCAUGUUAGACACGAUCCAGUGCAUUGCAGGCAUGGGCAGGAGAAAGGGAGGAGCAGGCAAAAUGGGAAUAAAAGGUGAAGUGGAAAGAGCUGGGGAUACAUCACAGUCUGGUUGACCACCAGCAAUUUGCAGGCAUAAUUAGGGGGAAAGGUUUGAUGAUAAAAAGGAGCCAUACUAAUUUCUGUGGGGACGUUUCUCCAGGUGUAGGGCAGGAACAGAAGGGGAUGAAAGCAUAGUACCAUCCCAGAGGGAUCCAGAUCAGUUUAAUCUGGUGGACACACCUUUGCAGAGGGAGGAUGAUAUGGGUAUCUGCCAGGCAAGCAAAAAAAAAAGGAAGAGUUGUCCUAGACUUCCAGAAUCUCCAUGAGGCUAACAGAUGUUGAUGUGGUAAUUCAGAGCAUCUGAUUUAAAAAGAGAAUACAUUAUUUUCUUUCAGCAGCAGCAUUACAAUUACAAGAACAUCCUCUUUCCUACAGUGCGAACCCCAGACAUUUGCAGGUGGCCUGGACAACAUUUGUGCUUCGGAAGAAGCAUCUGUUAUGACUGGCUUAUUUGAUCAGCUGAGUGCACAUAGUGGAGGAAUAUCAGAAACUAGAGGGGAGGAAAAAAAAAGGAAACACAAUCUUUAUAAUCCUUUCUCCAAUGGCAGUGGAUGUUCAGAGGCAAGUUCUAUUAAGUGCUCUCCCUUCAAUAGGAACAACUGGUCAGAAUUAAUUUCUCAGCUCAGCGCUGUUGGUGGGUUUGUGUGGGAGUGAAAUAGAAGAGGAAAGUUCUCAGAAGCACCGAAACAUUCAAGUAUCACCAAGAGACAGGUACAUGGAGAUUCUGUAUUUCCUUGAUUAAAUGGGAAAAAAAAAGAGACAGCAGUCAUCAGCACUGUGCUCUCAUUACGUGAGUACUGCACUAAUUAUAGCAGGAAUUCAAUCUGUGCUCUACCCAUGGCUCCAGCAUAUUGGAGAUGCCAUGAGGUCUGGGUUUGGAGAUCCACAGGCUGCAUCUAUCGGAUGAUCAAGUUUGUUCAGUGUUCUUUGUAGAGCUCUAGGACUAGAACAAUAUUCCUGGCACCCCUUGGAUGUCUAAAUGAAGACUCAUUAGCUUCUCUUUCUUUUGGCUUCUCGCUCCUUUAAUGCCAACAUCUUGGCAUAAAAACCUUGUUGCUACCAUGAUGCCUAAGGUUUGGUUUUUGGUUUGUUUGGUUUUUUGUUUUUAUUUUUGGAAGAAGUUGUUAUAAGCCAAUUGAUCAAUACAUAAUCUUAAGCUCAUUUCUGGGAAGUUUUUGGAUGAUGCAUUAAAUUUUGGGAUCAGCAUUAAGUCCCUUCUCCUUGUCAGUCACAGUACAAUUUUGAAAUAACGCUGAUUCAAGACAUGCUGAAAAGACAGCAGAUUUUGAGAUGAAAGCCAAAAGUUUCUGAGUUCUCUAGGCCUAGGAGUUACUUGGGAAUGUAUUUUGGAGACAGGGCUCCCACAACCAAGACUAAUGCUUAGCCAUAAAGGUACAUCACGAGAGAAGGUUCUUAUCUCAAAGAAAUGACCAAGUAAGUAUGAAGGCUGACAAAAGGUGGGUCUAAAAGCAAAGAGGACUCAAUUCAGAUGCCUGUACAUAGGUAGGUGUCCAGUGCCACUGGAGAUGCCUUAAGAUAGGUCUGACGGUAAUUUACACAAGAGUUGAUGCAGUCUCCCCAGUUCUAUGUACAGAGACAGUCUGCUCAGUAGCUCUGCCAAAAAUCCCUUCCUGUAAUCUCUUCUAAACCUUUCAAGGUCUGUGCAGUUGGUUGCAUGGAGCAUAAGCAAGGCAAUCAAGAAACAGAAUCCCUGUGCCAGAAGCAUCUUCAGCUGCUUCACUGGGCCUCUUAAAGGCUUCUUUUUGCUGUGAGUUUGGAUUUUUUUCAUGCACAAGAACUUUGUGGAUUAGACCCAGAUGUACUGGAAAGUUUGGUGAGGUCUUCAGAGUGUCUUAGUGUUGGCUGAUUGUCACCUGAAACCACUGCAUUUCCCCAGAAGCAUAUAUAAACUGGUAAUUGCAUAUAAGCAAAACUAACUCAGCCAUUCAAUUAUUAUUCUGUAUAAAUUCUAUAUCUGUGAAAACAUUUAUUAUUGUUUUCCCCAUUGUUGAGAGAGUACUCAUAAAGCCAGCUGUCAUUUAUUUCUGUUGCAAGCAAUUGAGAGCUGAGGUAGUUGUUUAAAAGCACGAAUUAGAGGAGAUGACAUGAACCUCCCUUGGCAGCAUAUUCACAAAGAUAUUAUUUCAAGAGUUCAGAGCUUGCUCUGGAGCACAUUUGCCAAGGAGCAAGGUAGUGCUUCAUCUGCUGGAAGUGUGGACAAUACAAUCCUUGGACUUCUCCUGACUCGUAAAUGUGUUACCCAUAAGCAGUUUGUUUAGCAAGAGUCCAGAUGUAGAUAUGAGCUGAGGAAGAGAUCUGUGGGUUUGUCACCUUCCUUCCUGUUCUGUGGCAUCCUCAGCUCUGAUAUUUACCUCUCACUGAAGCCAAUUCCAUGCAUAAGUUACCAGUAUUUUUUAUUAUCUACAUAUAAUAAACUACAUCUGAAUAUCUGCAUGCAUCAAACACUUGAGCAGCUUGAUCCACUUGAAUUGCAUAGGAAGCGAAUUUGAUGCCAUUCAGGAGUUCCAAGGGCCAGGUAUGUGCAUUUUUCGCCCCAUCCCUGGAAGUGUCCAAGGCCAGGCUGGAUGAGGCUCUGAGGAAGCUGGGCCAGUGGAGGGUGUCCCUGCCCAUGGUAGGGGGUGGAACUGGAUGAUCUUUGAGGUCUCUUUCAACCCAAACCGUUUUGUGGUUCUGUAAUCUGCCAAGUCUCUGCUGUGGGGUCCAGAGCAGCACCAUGACAUAGCCUGUGUAUCCAGAUGAGCGUGGCCCCCUGCUCCUUGCCUUUCUCAAGCAUUAGAACAGGUCUCCUUUGGUAAUCUGUCCUUUUAGUACAGUUCUGGUUGGAAGCAACAGCAGUACAGGACCAACGAGCAAAAGCUGCACAGUCCAGAAGCCCUCAGGAUUGUUCUCCUGAUGAUACUUGCUAUUGAUAAUGAUUUUGUGGCAAACACUUCUAAACUAUGCGGGAGAUAGCCAGGUUUUUCACUGGUUAAUAUAUUUUUCCAUCUCGAUGGAGUUGUCUGAGCUGUCACACAUUCUGCAUAACUGAGUUCCUUAUUACUGUGCCUGUCAUUCAUGUCCCUGCAAUCCCCUUUUUUCUUGCCAAAUCACUGAAUUAAAAACCCAAUUCACUUUGGCACUAAGAGCUCCCCUAAUACUAUUUCAGUGAAGGAGCAAUUUUGGGGGUUAUUCUUCUACUUAGUUCUUGCUGAAAGUAAAAGUUCUGAGGCUUUUGUGUGCAGUCCCUGCAGAGCUGCCCUUCACAGUUGUGCUAAAAUUCAUCAAAGGACACCCAUUCCCGGAGUGUAAAAGUACCACAUUGCUGAGGACAUCUCUCCAUCUGCCAGCCAUGCUAGUGAACAUCUGCAACAGCACCACUGGGAGUACUUCAGGAAGAGGGAAGGUUUUAAAAAAAUGACAUGGGUUUCAUGAUAUUAAAAACAAAAAUCCAGUUUAUGUGAACAAUAAAAUAGUUUGCUCCAAAUUAAAUUUGUGAAAAUUCACUACAGGUGAUUAUUUUUUCACCACGGUAAAAAAUAUUUGAUGGAGAAGUUUUGUGUCUGUAAUUCUGAGUCUUAUACAUCAGUAUAAAUAACUCAACAAACAUUACUUAAACUACCUGAUAGAUAUAAUAAAAUAUAGUCCCAUCUACAUGUGACAGAUAGAAAGCACUGAUCUGAUUUAUCACUUCCAUUGAUUCACACAGAUAAAUCACUGAGCUCUUUUUAGGACUGGGGCACCAAAAAUACAGAAAUGAAACCUGCUAGUUCAUGAGCAAUUAGAAAACUUCAAGGAAAGGUCUUAAUAGAAAGCUCUGCAAGAAAGAAAAAAACCAAAACAACACCAAAAAAAGUGUGUAAAGUUCACUAUGAUUGUAAAGUUCACUAUAACUGUAAAGUCCACAAUAAUUGUCUCCCUGACCCUGGGUCAGCAAAAACCCAGUAUGCUACCAAAGGUCAGUCAAACCCUCUUCUAGACUGGAUUGCCCUUCUAAUGCCCUGACCCCCCAAAUUCAAAAUCUUCAUCCUAAAUCACCUUUCCCAAAAAUAUUUGUUUAAAUACUUCCAUGGUUUCCAUAAAUUACAGAAAUGCAGUAGCUGUCCAACAGCAUCAGCACGUGAUAUCUUUCAAUUAAAAACUCCCAACACAUGAUCUGCCUAAUUCCUAAAGCUGCUUUGAAAAGCUAAUCUUUGGUGUUUUGCCCUUCAAAAAGGUUUGUUAUGGAUCUGGUGACAGACACAAUACAGUGGUAUGAGAAAUGGUACUACCCUCUAGUUUAUUUGGAGUUUGCUAAUGAUCUGUGCCCACUGGAAAAAGAAGAGGAUGUAUCCACGCCCCAGGUGGCCCCAGGUGAUGAAGCUGAACCCCAUCACUUGGCUUUGGACUGUUUCUUGGAGAGUGGGGGUCCAGGGUCCUAGUUCUGCAUUGGUCCCCCCACGUGGGACUGAAUCACUGCAGCUCUCUGCAUUUUCCCUCGAUGCAGUUGCUGGAGAUCACUUGGUGUCUCUGUCACACCCCUCCAAAUAUUCUCCUGUCGUUAAAAACAGUGACUCCCCGAGGGACACAGGCUGGAUAUGAGGGGAUGACUCCAGCUGAGUUUUCCCUGCCUUGAGUGACUGAGACUGAGUGAGAGCAAGUGAGUGAGUGAGUGAGUGAGUGAGUUCUCAUUGUUCUCUAUCCCCUCAUUUGGUGGUCUGGACUUAUUUUGAGCACUCAAAAGUCUUGCUGUCAGCCCCUUGUGCUGGUCUGAAGGAGUGCUCCAAACAGACUGCUUUCCAGCUGUGAUCUUUCGUCUUUUACUGUCUGCAAAGCUGUCGUGGCAUGUCCUGCAGAAACCUGCAGAAGAAAUGCUGGCCCGGGUCCCACUUGGCCGGGCUGGGCUCCUGAGCAUGGCACUAAAGGUCAGUGGUUCAUUCCUGUGGAAUCCCAGGAAUCUUCUUCAUUUGUUUCCUCCUUCUUUCCAGUCCCCUAAUCAGAUAAACCGUGUGGGGAGAGGCAAGAGAGCGAGGGGAGGAGUAUGUGAUGUAACCUCUUAUUCUGGCUAAAUUGCGCGAUAACCCCACGGUGCCUGUGGCUCGCAGUGGGGUUUAGGUGGCACCUCUAGGAGACUGAAGAAGAUGGCCUGAAGAUUCACCACGGCUGUGGGAGACCUCGCAGGGGAUGCACUCACCUCCUUUGUGGAGAGGAAGGCUGCAGCUCCUUGUCUUGCCGGCUCUACCUGCGCCACGAGUGGCUGGGGCAGCCCUGGAGAAAGGGAUGCUUGGAGCCCCUUGCGCUGCUGCGGUGAGUCUGCUCCUCCUUCCUGCCUCUUCCCGAUGGGUUUGGGGGGAAGGAAGAGGAGUGAGCUGGACUGCGUGUGGGUUUUUUGGGGACUUGUAACCGUGUGGAAUCCCUGAGGGAUUGACUCUGAGCCUGCUGAUAAUCGCCGACUAAUCCGGGCGCUGGCAGAGUCCAUCCGGAUAACAAGGGCAUGUGGCUCUGAGUCAGGAUAGGUGUGACACCUCCCAGGGGUCUCUGGCUUUGUGUCAGAGGAACACCCGAGAAGGACUAACUGCAGGAGAGAAAUUUGGGGAUGUCUGUCACUGACACAAUGUGGGGCAUGGGUGUCACAGUCCGUGAGGAGGGGUAAAAGGAGAAAAUGUACUUUUCUCAAUGCCAGCAGGAGAUGAACCUGGAGGACGCUGCCCCUCUGUAUUUGCUAAUGGAGAGAACUGGAUCAGGUAGCUCAAGCUGUUGAAACUAACUGCAGAAAAGUGUUUUCUAGGAGAACUUCUAAGUGCCUUUGAAAACAUCUCCCUACUAAAGGAAAGAAGGGAAGAGGAGGAGGAUCAUAAUAUGUAUGAGUAUUCUACUUUAUAUACUAUAUUAAAGAAUCUGUCCAAGAUAGAACAAAAUUAAUGUAUAAACUGGGGCCUCAGAAAAACCAAAUAACCAGCUCUGUUAACACCUCUGGAGCUGCAGCAGUGCUGAAUGAAUCCCUAGCUGCCUUCCAGCACUGGGAAUAUCUAAUACUACCUGUGGAAAGAUGCAGUUAUGACACUUGAUGUUUGUCCUCACAUGAAUGUUGUGCCGGCACUGCUUUAGGAAAAAAUGCCAUGUGACUGAUUUCCCAGUGGUACUGGCAGUUCCCUCCUGGAUCUGGCAGAUCACAUGCAGCUGCUCAGAGCAUUUUUAGAGGUGAAAACUCCAUGCAAUAUCAAAAUCUGGAAAUUAAAUAAUAAAUUAUUAAAAAUUAUUUAUAAAUAAAAUCUGGAAGUUAAGUAGCUAAUCAUUGGGGGGGGGGGGAGCUUCUCUUUCUUCCCUUUUUAAAGGACACUUUAAUCCUGGUCUAAAAUUUAAUUUUUUUAGAAAGCAAACUAUUAUCCUUUCAUUAGCUGUAGUUCUUUUUCUAAAGAACAUCCUAAUUCCUGACUCAGUCAAGUUAAUUUCUUUCCAGAACUUGGGAUGGCUUCAACUUGGCAGAAAACUCAGGAAUUCUACAACUGGAUUCUUGAAAGUGGAGAUCCAAGGACAGACCCGUGGCCACUGGUUUACUCCCCACUUCCAGUCACCCUGAUCUUCACCUCCUACCUCUUCAUGGUGGCACUGGGACCGUCCUGCAUGCGGCAGCGGCAGCAGCUGGAGCUGAGGGCUCUGCUACUCACCUACAACCUGGCCAUGGUGGCAUUAUCCAGCUACAUGUUUUAUGAGUUUCUGGUCACUUCAGUCUUGGAUAACUACAGCUACCUGUGCCAGCCAGCGGAUUACAGCCGGAAUGGCAAGAGCGUGUUGGUGGUUCUUCUUCUCCAAAGUCAUCGAGCUGCUGGAUACGGUUUUCUUAAUUCUGCGCAAGAAACAGGAGCAGGUGACUUUUCUGCAUGUGUACCAUCACGGCUCUGUGCUCUUCAGCUGGUGGUCAGGGGUCAAAUACGUGCCUGGAGGACAAGCUACUAUGCCCUGGCCAGCCUGGGACCGCGGAUGCGCCAGCACCUGUGGUGGAAGCGUUACCUGACCAUCCUGCAGCUGUGCCAGUUUGUGGCCAUUGCUGCUCAUUCCUCCUACAACCUCUUCACAGAGUGCCCGUUCCCUGAUGGCUUCAACACCGCAGUCUUCCUCUACAUCCUCAGCCUCCUGGCUCUCUUCCUACGCUUCUACUAUCAGACCUACGUCAGGGGAAAGCGGGAAAAGCUGACUUGAAGGAAAUCAAAGAGGACAGAGAGCGCAGCCUGAUGAACAUGAGCAUUCUCUGCUGCUUGUGACAUGGUUCCAGGAAGGAAAUGUAUCUGGGGAGUGUGUGUGAGGCCCAUGUCUAGCCUUCAAAUAUCCCAGGUUAGGGAGAAGAAAGGAAUGAUGUAAACUCAGGGAUUAAGGAACUGAGGAGGCACACUUAAUUAAGCUGAGGCCAAGCUAAGCAAAGUCGUCACAAGCAUAACAGGCUUUGGGACAUUUGCAAGAUAAGGUCUUUUUCCCUUCCAUCUUUAACUUGGGGUCCAAGGUCUAGCAGCCAGCUACAACUCCCUGCCUCAUUUCUUAGGCUGUAGAGGGUUUCUUCGCAUCCACAGAACUAUCUCAGCUUGUUGUUGUAGGUCAGGCAGGGUCAUGUGCCUCCAGCUGGAAAUCAAUGUCCAGGUAGCAGCAGCAGCCAGGAAUCCACAGGAUGUACGCUGCAUCCCACCCGUCCUGCUAAGGAAGCUCCUACUAGACCUGGGGUGGUCCUGAUGGUUUAACUUCUUAUCAGUAUAAGCAGCAAGGAAAUUGGACAUUAGGUUGUCUGGCUGGACAGGUGUCUUCACUGUCUUGAAGCUAAAGAAGGCAUUAUUAGCACUUUCAUCCUAAUAAGAAACCAGUGCAGUAAGAGUCACCAUGUCCCAUUUUCUGGAAUGCUCAUUUCCCUUUGGUUGCUCUCAUACCAACAGAGGAUUUUAAUGCAUGAAGAUACUUGGUAUUGCUCCUUGUAAAUGCCAUAAUUGAACUAGAAAGAAUAGACUGAUGUUCCCUUUUCAUAACUUUUCUCUCCAAUCUGUUAUUAUUUUUAAUACUGUUAUUUUUAAAUUUUGCUUCUUGUCAAACAUAGAGUUUAACAACACCACAAGCAACCACCUCCACUACCUAAUUGUAGAAGAAUUAAUAUAAAAUGUAUAAAAUCAAUUCAUCGGGUAGUACAAAGCUGCAUAGCUCCAUUGAUUUUAAGAUAUCACUAACUGAAUUAUUUUUUUUGCUCCUAAAUCAUCUACAACCACAAUUUGGCACUUAUAUUCAUCUGCAGACUGUUAAAUACUGUUGAAGUUCUGAUGUGAUAGUACUUUGAAGAUCCUAAUUAAACUACAAAGUGGUAAUUAUUGAUUGAAUCCUGCUCAGCUGAUUAAAACUGGUACUACAGAGUAGUAGUAUUUUGUAAAACACAAAGAUGUUGAAGGAGAGGAUUGGAAUCAGUGACAUGAUGCACUGCCAUUGCCAAGCCAAAUCCAUCUCAAAUAUAAAAAAGUCUAACUCCUCUGGGAAUGUCCAGAGGACUAGAUCUAGCCUGAACAGCAAAUGGAUGUACCCCAAAAGACCUGCGUGCCCUUCACCAGUCUGGAGUCAAGUGGCUACAAAAAAUAAAUUCAACUUGUUCUUCGCUGCUCUGUGCUCACACCCCAAUCCUUUCCUUCAGCCCCUCCACACACAUGCGGAAGCUAAAACAAUAUUCUGCCAUUCCUCACCCUCCUCCCCUUCACACACAGCCACUAAGGACUUGUUCACACUGUCACAAGGUCACAUUAUCAGCGUCCUUCCUUUGAUUUGAGCAGUCUCUCUUCUGGUUGUGACUGGUGAGUAUGAGAAUCACUGCAUCCGUGCUGGGGAAGAGGAAUCCACCACCUUCGUUUUUUUCCUGUCAACUAUUUUAACUUGCAAAUAAAUUAAUAAAUAGUGACACUUUCAAAUA